GUCAACGUCUCAAUGUUCUUUAGCCUCCCUGCUAUCGUGGACAACAGCCGGCGGAUGGGGAGCGCAGGAUGUGCGUGUAGACGAUCCUGCAAUACUUACAGAACAACUUGAAAGUCUGGACUUUGUAGGGCAAUUGCAGUUUUUAUUGCGACAACUAGAGGAUACUCCUCUGAAGGGCACUUGGUAUCUCAAGGAAAACAUGCAGUGCUUCGUGGUUGAGACUGGUGAGGAAG
Messenger RNA from Amoebophrya sp. A25, 233 nucleotides. Lineage: Eukaryota; Dinophyceae; Syndiniales; Amoebophryaceae. The record is from the annotation of a GenBank genome assembly.